AUCUGCGGCCGUGUCCUGCUGCCACCCACGCCUAAUCCCACUCUUUGGUUUGGAUUUGGACACGCCUCUCUGAAUCUAAUCCCCGCAAGACAAGGGACAGGGAGGCGAAAAUCCCGUUAACCCCAGUGCAUUUGCCCAGAGGCCAGAGCCAGAGGGGGCGUCUGGGUGACGACGAACAGCCGCGGAGGGAGGAACCAAAAGCAGAAAAGCAUCCGUCUUCCAUCUUUGUGGAACGACCACCCCGACCCCGACCUCGGCCCGGCCCCCAUCUCUUUCGUUCUCCUACCACCCCUUCUUCUGCCAGCCUGAAGCUUUUCCUUCGUUCUCAACUUCUCAUCCUGUUCUCGGAGCGUGGGUGGAGGCGAGGACGCGGACAAAAGGUGGUGGUACGAUCUUGUUGGGUUCACGCCGUAUUCCUGGGGGGAGAGAGGGCGCCGCCGCCGCGCCGGUGAGACGCCCAGCCAUGGCAUUGCCGGUUCCCCUCGUCCGCCUGGCGCUGCUGCUGCUCGUCGCGCUGCCAUUCUGCGGCGCACAUCCCGGACCGGGAGGCUUCCCUGCCCCUCGUCACUCCCAGAGGCCCGCGCUCCACUCUGCAGAUGGAUUUGGCUUGCUGGCAAGGAGGUCAAUUGCUGAAGCUCCUACUGACAUCAACGUCACUACGAAUAGCUCCUUUGUAUUGGCGGCAGAUAGGACAUAUCGAAAGGAUCCCUUGAAUGGUUUCAGGAAAUACCCGGGCGGCUGGAAUAUCAGUGAAGUGCACUAUUUUGCUUCCGUCGGAUAUACAGCCAUUCCGCUGUUCGCUAUUGCUCUGGCGUGGUUUGUGAUCUUUUUCCUGGUUAUGCUUGGGAUUUGCUGCCGUCAUUUCUGUUGCCCGCAUCACACCUACAAGUAUUCUCGAACAGCAUAUGCUCUGUCAUUGAUACUUCUAAUAUUGUUCACUUGUGCUGCAAUUGCUGGAUGUGCUAUGUUAUACGAUGGCCAGGGCAAAUUCCACAAGAGCACAACAACUACUCUGAAGUUUGUUGUUAGCCAGGCAAAUUAUACUGUUGACAACCUUAGGAACCUAUCUGAUAGUUUGUCAGCUGCAAAGAGGAUUGACAUAGCAAAUUCCUUUUUACUGCCUCCUAAUGUCCAAAGUCAGAUAAAUGAAAUCCAAGGAAAGCUGAACACGUCAGCUACUGAUCUUGCUAUUAAAACAACAGAUAAUGCCGCGAGGAUAAAAAAGUUGCUAAACAGAGUGCGCCUUGCUUUAAUUGUCAUUGCAGCAGUGAUGCUUCUUCUGGCAUUUAUUGGCUUCUUGUUAUCCAUCUUUGGUCUGGAAUUCAUUGUCUCUGUCUUGGUUGUUAUUGGAUGGAUAUUGGUUACUGGGACGUUUAUCCUGUGCGGUGUCUUUCUUCUUCUGCACAAUGUUGUUUCAGAUACUUGUGUUGCGAUGGAAGAGUGGGUUGCUCAUCCAACAGAACACACCGCCCUGGAUGAGGUUAUCCCCUGUGUCGAGCCUGCCACAGCAAACGAAUCCCUGUACAGAAGCAGGCAGGUCACCUUCGAGCUGGUGAACGUGGUGAACCAGGUGAUCACCAACGUGUCGAAUAGAAACUUCCCUCCACAGUUGACACCUUUCUACUACAAUCAGUCAGGGCCAUUGAUGCCUCUGCUCUGCAAUCCAUUCACACCUAAUCUGAGGGACCGCAACUGCACCCGAGGGGAGGUUACCUUGUACAAUGCAACCCAGGUUUGGAAGAACUACGAAUGCCAGAGCAAAACCGUCUCCGGAGCCGAGAUUUGCGCCACCGUGGGGCGAGUCACGCCCAGCAUCUACAGGCAGAUGACGGCGGGCGUGACGGUGAGCCAGGGGCUGUACCAGUACGGGCCUUUCCUCAUCCAGCUGGAGGACUGCACCUUCGUGCGCGACACCUUCACGACCAUCAACCAGGGCUACUGCCCUGGCCUGGAGCGCUACAGCAAGUGGGUGUACGUGGGCCUGGUGAUGGUCUCGUCAGCGGUGAUGCUGUCGCUCAUCUUCUGGGUGAUCUACGCCAGGGAGCGGCGCCACCGCGUGUACAGCAAGCAGCACCAGCCGUACCCGCUGGAAGACAAGCCGGCGCCAACAGUCCCGGGCACCUGAUGGCCGUUCCUCCCUUGCCUGUGCCGCUGUGCAUACUCCGCGCUAGUUGGGUUUCAGUGAUGUAGGUGGAUGUACCCUGGAUUGUUCGUUUGCUUGCUGUUGCUGUUGCUGAUUUUCGUAGACGAAGCUGAUGUGCAUUCUCGUACUGACUGUAGCUGGUUUUGUGGUUCGAACUUGAGAGGUCAGACAGCAUGUAACUCCUUUAUGUUGGGAUUGGGCAUUAGUGGUGUACAGUCAUGAUCUGGAACUGUAAGAUUGCAUAUUUGCAUGUUCUUCAGUUCGUUUCUCUUCA
This is a messenger RNA of Sorghum bicolor (sorghum), 2417 nucleotides long. RefSeq lists its product as uncharacterized. The record is from RefSeq and is a predicted model, not a curated record. Bases 464 to 2125 code for a protein of 553 amino acids. Gene Ontology annotation, cellular component: plasma membrane; plasmodesma. The transcript is spliced from 9 exons. NCBI's taxonomy places the organism in Eukaryota, Viridiplantae, Streptophyta, Magnoliopsida, Poales, Poaceae.